AUGUUUCAGACGGAAAAUCAGAGCCAUCACGAUAAGAUCGCAGAGAAAGUCCUCGAAUGCAAACAGCUCGCCCGCGAUGUUAAGAGGAAACGUCCGAGUCGAGGUUGUCUCCCGGCUGAUCUCUAUCGAUCCUUUCCCGACCGGCGCGUGAUGGAUGAACUGAUUGCCAUCUACUUUGCUACCUUCGAAUGCUGCUACCGAAUUCUUCACGCCCCCUGGUUCCGAGAGGAUUACAAGAGCUAUAUACACCAUUCAGAAUCAGCGAGGGGCCCCUUUCUAUUACAGGUUGCUCUUCUCAUGGCCCUCGCGGGCACAUUGCAUGCAGAUGUGAAUAUCCGCAGCCAGAUGAUGAGUAAAGGCUCCACAUGGAUCCAUAUUGCUCAAACAUGGCUUUCUGCACCGUUGGAAAAAGAUCGCUUGACAUUGGAAGGCAUUCAAAUCCAUUGCUUAUUGCUUCUUGCCCGUCAGGUAACUCGAAUAGGCGCCGAUUUAGUUUGGAUCUCGGCAGGCUCGCUUGUAAGAAUAGCCAUGCAGAUGGGUUUACAUCAAGAUCCAGACUGUCUCGAGGAGAUGAACAUAGAACAGAAGGAGAUUCGACGGAGGCUGUGGUCCACCAUUCUAGAAAUCAAUGUGCAGUCGGCACUGGACGCGGGCAUGGUACCGAUGAUUACGCAUACAGACUACAAUACACAGCCGCCAUCUAUUGCGAUCAACGCAGAGCCACAAGACAAUACACAAAUGGGCACUUCAGCUGGGAUCUCCUUUCAGGCUCUGUUGGCGGAAUCAUUACCUCUAAGAUUGCGUGCGACCAGAGUCAUAAAUAGUUUACAGGACGAACCCUCAUACGACGAGGUUGUAGCCCUUGGAGACGAACUAGCCUUGGUAUGUGGCAAGGCUGCCGUUGCUAUUGAGCAGGCUGCCUCCGACACCGACGCACAUUCUGUAGGGUUUGCUUCCAGCUUCUGCAAUCAUCUCCUUCGUCGUUUUCUUCUCUGCCUUCAUUAUCCAUAUGCGGUUAAGGCCAAGAAGAAUCCGAUGUACUGCUACUCCCAAAAGGUUUGUCUUUCAGCCGCUCAGGACCUAGUAUUACUUCUUGAAGACGAUACCUAUCACCGCCUUCUCCUUACCGGUGGUGGCAUGUUUCGUGACCUCAUCACGUGGGGGGCAUUGCUUAUUUUUCUCGAACUAUGCCCGGAACCCGAUGCAGACAUGUCGAUGUUCGCCAGGAAGAGUCACCGCGCUCGCAAUCAACCAUUACUACAAGAUGCUCGUCGUGUGGUGCAGUAUGCAAGAGACAGAAUGUGGAACGGGGAAACGAAUGUUAAAGUCUACGUAUGCCUUAGCAUGAUGAUGGCCCAGGUCGAGGCUCGGCUUGACGGCUUGCCUGUAAAAGAGGCUAUUUCGAAGGCUCUGCACGGGAGUCUGGGUGUAUGCCAUAAUCUUCUAAAGGCUAUGGCUGCUGAUUCUUCUAUCAACACAACGGAUCCGGUUCUGGAUUCAUGGGCGUCGAGUGGCCUAAUGAUGCCUUUAUUCGCUGAUUUGGAUACCGACUUUGACUUUUUAGGUGACGGAAUCCUUGACAUGAGCUUCCUAGACAAUUGCUUUGACCCGCAGUAA
This is a messenger RNA of Aspergillus pseudotamarii, 1617 nucleotides long. Its product is annotated as putative C6 transcription factor. Gene Ontology annotation, cellular component: nucleus. The record is from RefSeq and is a predicted model, not a curated record. The transcript has a single exon. Gene Ontology annotation, biological process: DNA-templated transcription; regulation of transcription by RNA polymerase II. Gene Ontology annotation, molecular function: RNA polymerase II cis-regulatory region sequence-specific DNA binding; zinc ion binding; DNA-binding transcription activator activity, RNA polymerase II-specific. Bases 1 to 1617 code for a protein of 538 amino acids. NCBI's taxonomy places the organism in Eukaryota, Fungi, Ascomycota, Eurotiomycetes, Eurotiales, Aspergillaceae.